CUUGUAUCAGCAGGACUUUGUUUGAUAUUACACUUCCGCUGACUGAAGCACAAUUUUAUGCUUACAGACGCACGCAAAAAAAAACUCGCUACAGGCUGAGCUGUGGUGACGAUCUGAACCAGUUUAGCCAUGAAACUACAAGUGCAUCUCUCAAUACUUCUUGUUACCAUAAUCUCAUGUUUUUGGGUGGAUGGUGCAAAUGUGCCUUCCUGUGCCAGCAUGAGAUCAUGGUUUCCUGGGAAUAGUCCAUCAACCCUAGCUGAUAAUUUGCCAUACCAGCUAAGUGUCAGUAGUUAUACUAGAGGAGGUUACUACUCAAGAAGUUUACACACAAUUUACCUUAAUGGCUCCAUGGGUGGAGAUAAUAAAACGAGGAGUUUUGUUGGAUUUAUUGUUUAUGCUGAGAACUCUGUGAAAGAAUACCCUAAUGGACAAUUUGUUAAGAAUAAUUUAUCCUCAGGAGUUGAAGAAAAUAGCUGUGGAAAUCUCUCAAUUAUUCAAAACUCUACAACAUCUGGAAACUGGACUAGUAUCAAAUUAGUAUGGGAGGCACCUAAAGAUGGCUAUUUAGCUGGAAACAUAACUUUCAGAGCAAGUGUCUUGGAAAAGACAGAUCCUCUCACUUACUAUGAAGGAUUUACUGCACAUCUGAAGUAUGCAUGCCCAGUAUACAAGUGUGCUUCUUGCCCUGGUGGCUUCUACAUAACUGACAGUUAUGGAUGCCUGACUGAAGUGUUUUUAAUUAAUGUUGCAGGCAAUUGUGAGUUUGUCUGUACUGAUAUAUAUGCUCCAGUGUGUGGAACUGAUGGUAAAACCUAUGGCAACAAGUGUGAAAUGGAGCGUCAUGCUUGUAAACAAAUCAUAUCGAGUAAAAAACGUCUGCAAGUGGAUUACAAUGGUGAAUGUGGUGGUGUAGAAACAGUGAGAUUCACAUGGUUUUCUCUGGUGUUUUCUCCUCUGGCAUUCCUAUUGUUUUGGAGUAUGGAGUAGAAAAAGAAUUAUUUUAUUCUUUGAGAGACGGUUGGAACUAUGAAGAAAUUUGGUGCAAAUAUCUUGUUAUACUUUAUGAUUAAAAUUUUCUGACAAUUGCUUGUUUUUUUUUAUUACAUUUUGUUAGUUAUCACCUAAUUUUUUCGUGAGAAGCAAAAGCAGUGAUAGUGCCUUUCCACACUUUGACCAAGCUUUAAAACCUAGACCUUAUAGACCUUUUUUUCAGAACCGUUUUCUCGUGAAAGUGAAUUAUUUAUCUUGAACACCUCCACAUUUAAAGAUAUAACACUUGUACUCCACUGGAAAGAAUUGACACUUGCGGUUCAAAUUCCCCAUCCCCAGUCAAGAAGGGUUCAAACUCCCCACCAGCCACGGAUGAACGAUGGUCAAAUGUCCAUGGAUUGCACAGGGGGAGGUGGAGGGGAUGUGGAAGCUUCGAACUGAUUGGCAUAUAAUUUUGACUUAGUUUAUUAGGAAAACCAGUAAGCCUCAUUAAUUUGGACAGUUAGUUACCUAAUUAGCAAUUUAAUUAAUUAUUAAAUGUAAUUAGCUUGAGAUAAUAGUACUAACUCUCUUCUACUCUGUGUACUUGAGAUGAAAUAAAGUUUUGUUCAUCAUGA
Pocillopora verrucosa is the source of this 1610-nucleotide messenger RNA. NCBI's taxonomy places the organism in Eukaryota, Metazoa, Cnidaria, Anthozoa, Scleractinia, Pocilloporidae. The record is from RefSeq and is a predicted model, not a curated record.